This is a messenger RNA of Enterobius vermicularis (human pinworm), 1017 nucleotides long. NCBI's taxonomy places the organism in Eukaryota, Metazoa, Nematoda, Chromadorea, Rhabditida, Oxyuridae. The record is from the annotation of a GenBank genome assembly.
AUGGUUAAGGUAUGGUCGGGUUUUAUAAACUUUUUAUAUCGGUAUUCGGCAGUGAGUACUUCACGGCUGUCUGAAACAGAAGAGGAUGGUUUAGAACCCGGUUUCCGUAAUGUGACUCACCAUUUCACUCGAGCAAGCGUGAAGGCAGCGCUUGAAGAACAGACAGGAGUUGUUACUCGUCGAACCGCUUUGCUUGAUCAUCGUAAUAUUUUGCCAGCAAGAGCUAACCAACAGGAGCUUACAAAGAAGGGUGACUUAAAAAAAGUUGUCCAUCCUCCUGCAGCAAAAAAAACUGAAAAAGAAAACGCUAAAGAAGAAGUUGGCAAAAAAAGAGUAUCUCUUACGCAAUCGAGGUUUGACGCCGUUGUUCUUCACUGCGAAGAGUACAAGGAUGAUGUUGAGGACUAUGUCUUUCAACUCGAAAAGCGUUUCGGAGUGAAACCAGAGUUCUUGUUUGGUUUAGAAAUAACUCCAAAAAUGCGUUCCAUUCUUGUUGACUGGUUGAUCCAAGUUCAUUUGCGAUUUCAUUUACUGCCUGAAACUUUAUUUCUUGCUAUUAAUAUUCUAGACCGCUAUUUGGCGAAAGGAUUGGCCACAAAGAACUUGUUACAGCUAAUUGGAGUGGCUUCGCUUUCAGCAGCUGCCAAAUACGAAGAAAUUUUUCCUCCAGAAAUACUUGACUACGUAUUCAUUACGGAAAAUUCAGUUAGUAGACUAGACGUUAUAAGAAUGGAAUACAAAAUUUUAUCGGCUUUGGACGUUGAUCUCGGCCGUCCUACAAUUAUACAAUUUGUCCGUCGUAUUUCUACGUAUUUCAAUCCCAGAGUUCACAUCAUGGCGAAAUAUGUCAGUGAAAAUAUGGUUGUGGAUUAUAGAACAUGUCACUUAAAUCCAUCGAUGAUUGCUGCAGUGUCAGUCUGGUUGGCUGCUGCACUGGAAAAUUGUUCUUUUCCAGCAGUUCUUUACAACAGGGCAAGGUUAGUUAUUGAAAUUUUUAUUGACAUCAUUACUGGAUAG